Salvelinus sp. IW2-2015 is the source of this 2942-nucleotide messenger RNA. It is a transcript of the gene asb8, whose product is annotated as ankyrin repeat and SOCS box containing 8. Gene Ontology annotation, cellular component: cytoplasm. Gene Ontology annotation, biological process: protein ubiquitination; intracellular signal transduction. The record is from RefSeq and is a predicted model, not a curated record. Gene Ontology annotation, molecular function: protein binding. NCBI's taxonomy places the organism in Eukaryota, Metazoa, Chordata, Actinopteri, Salmoniformes, Salmonidae.
GGGCGUAGCCCAGUCGCAUGUUUUCGCAGCAAAUUAAAUGACGUUGCCGUUUCCUUGUUUUUGUCAAGCUUGGACAGCGCAUUCCUUGAAACUGUGGACCAUAAACGAUCUUUAACUCCAACUUGGCCAGCCAGGUGUUGUAGACCGUGUGGUGUGGCGUCAGUGCACCCCAGCCUGGGUGCAAUGUUCCUCAGCUCCACAUGAGCUCUACUAUGUGGUACAUCAUGCAAUCUAUUCAAAGUAAAUAUUCCCUGUCCGAGCGGCUCAUCCGCACCAUUGCUGCCAUUCGCUCUUUCCCACACGACAAUGUGGAGGAUCUUAUUCGAAGGGGAGCUGACGUGAACCGUAUGCACGGCACUCUGAAGCCCUUGCACUGUGCCUGUAUGGUGGCGGAUGCCGACUGUGUCGAGUUGUUGUUGGAGAAAGGAGCAGAGGUGAAUGCCCUGGACGGCUACAACCGCACAGCGCUGCACUACGCAGCAGAGAAGGACGAGGGCUGUGUGGAACUCCUCCUUGAGUACGGGGCCCAGCCCAAUGCAUUGGACGGCAACAAGGACACCCCGCUACACUGGGCGGCCUUCAAGGACAACCCUGAGUGCGUCAGGGCUCUGCUGGAGAGCAGUGCCUGCCCCAACGCACGGGACUACAACAAUGACACUCCAUUAAGCUGGGCCGCCAUGAAAGGCAACCUAGAGAGUGUGAGGGUUCUGUUAGAAUAUGGAGGCCAGGUCCAUGUUACUAACCUAAAAGGCCAGACACCCAUCUCUCGCCUGGUGGCCCUACUUGCCAGGGGCCUGGGGGCAGAGCAGGAGGAGGAGUGUCUGGAGCUGCUCUAUAAGGCAGCGGGGAGGUUUGAGAUCCGCCGGGCAGAUGGUACCUUACCCAGGGAGCUCAGUAAGGAUCCCCAGCUCCUGGCCAAGCUGACCAGUAUGGUGGCUGAAGCACCGACGCUACGCGCGCUGUCACGGUGUGCUGUCAGACAGAGCCUGGGGGUGAGAUUCCUCCCCACUGCGGUCAAAGAGCUGCCUUUACCAGAGUCGGUCAAAGAGUACUUACUGCUGAGAGACUGAACUUACAAGGGGUGGGACUAGAGGUGACAGGAUGUGUAAUCACUAUCAAUCGUAUUCAGACUGGAAAUCUGUGCUUAGCUCAAAUUAGCUCAAGAGUUGCACGCACCUAUCUCACCCAUUUAAUAGUUUAUGAUGCAUAUAUUCUGACAAAGUUUCUCCUUAAUGAGGAAUGAUGUUGAUUCUAGAUAGUAUGAGGUGUUGUAGGCAGUCCAAAAGGUCACACUGAGAUGAGGAAGUACUUAGUUCUUAUGUGGUUGUUGUGUGUGUGUGUAAAAUUUGAGUGAUUCGCUUUUUCUCAGUGCUUCCCUCUUCGUCAGUGAGUCUGCAGAAUCAGCCUUGCAAUCCCAAAAAACAUAGUGUAAAAUAUGGAAUUGCAUUUCAUUCAAUGUUGCAUUUCAUGAUAACUGAGUAUAAUCACUCUUCGUGUUACAAAAUAAUAAACAAUUGUAGAUGACAUAUUUAAAAUCACUAAUAUAUUAUAGAGAUCAGUGUGCCAGGUAAUGUUGUUACAUAAUGUUGAUUAACAGAUAUGUGACUGUAAAACAAAAUCAUCUGUAUCAUAUAGCACUUCCUGGCAGGAUUGGGGUAAAUUCUGAAUUAAGUUGCGAAUUGGUGUUUUAAUUCCAUUGUUGAAUUUGAAUUGGCCACACCCCACAGGAAGCAGAAUUUGAAUUAAAUUAAGUAUAAUUUAAUGAAAAUAAAUAAAUUCAAAUGGAUAAUUUAUUGCAUACGUCAUUAUGCACAUGUUUAUUUUGACAUGUAUGGUUACCAAUACUAUAUUUAAAACUCAUUAUCCUUCAACGAGUUUAUCAUAAUUAUAGUGGUUUGGAAUAUUGUAAGAUCAUUGUGAAGGUUGUCUAUAAUAAUUCAAAUUCACUUACAUGUUAUUAGAUAAAAUAAACAUGUUUUCCAGAAUGCAUUAGCUCAACCACUCAGAACAUCUCAUGACAAAAAUACAAACAUCUGUGAGUUAUAAUAAAGCAAAUAUUUGAAAUGGUAUCUGUAUUCUUUAGUAAGAGGUGGCAGAUGCUUCUGGCAAAAUAUUUGUCAAAGGACUGAGACUUGAUGUUUCAUAUCUAAGUUUGAAUUGUUUUUUAAUUAAAUUCUACUUUAAUUCAAAUUCAUUGCAAAUUCUGCUUCCUGUCGAGUGUGGCGAAUUCGAUUUUCAAUUCGUGGGAUGAAUUGAAUUAAAUUCUGAAAUUCUGAAUUGACCCCAACCCUGCUUCCUGGGCUAAAUAUGUGGAAAUGCCAGCCUGUCAAAUAUAUAAGUGUGAAAAUGUGAUUUGCUAUUUGUGUUUUCUAUACAAGUUUUUGAAUGGAAAAGGUACAGUGUACGUUGGCUUAUUUUAGUUGAAGUAUGCUGAUGUACAGCCAACUAUUGAAGAAUACAUAGAUAUUUUGUUUUCUAUAGAGACUAGGUAAACCUUUAUUUUAUAAUUUUUACAUCAGGAUUUUCCAUGGUGCUUUUUUUGGUCCAAAACUUUGUGCACCACAGAUUUAAAUGUGACCAUAAACAAUGUAACCAGCAAACCAUAUAAAGGUCUUUUUCAAAAUUGUUUAUUUUAGGCAAAAGCUUUCAGUAAUAGUAGAAAUUGUCAUAGUGGCAUGAAUUUGGAUGUUUUUUUUAAUUGUAUUUAAAAUAUAUAAACUAUAGAAGCUUUGACCAAUGUACUUUAGUUUGUAGUGAAACUCAAGUGACACAUUUUUGACAGUUGUUUAAUGUGUUUGUUUCUGUUUGCUUGUUUGCCAGGUGUGUACAUGCAUAAUAUUGAUAGUUAAUUUGGUUCUCUUAGACACCAAUGUAAACCUACAAAGUGCAUUUUUCUGUUAAAUAAUGAAAAAAAAAAAGUAAACGCCUUCCCUUAUACUAUG